Molecule: messenger RNA, 2826 nt
Organism: Kogia breviceps (pygmy sperm whale)
Lineage: Eukaryota; Metazoa; Chordata; Mammalia; Artiodactyla; Physeteridae
Source: RefSeq, a predicted model, not a curated record
UAGCAGAUUAUCCGUGGGAGGCUCCGAAGUUCAUGGUUCUGCAGGGUCGACAUUUUUGUGAUAGGAUAAUGAAGUUGAUAUGGCUGUGUUUAUUACACAGAGUGCUGUUUCUUGUCCGGAGCCUCUGACCCACCCCAGACCAUCCGGGACCAGCGCUGCACGGGUAGCCAGAGAGCUGGGUUCACCUUUGUGAGAUGAGUUGCAGGAUCCGCCUCCAUAGGCGGGGGUGAGGCUCCCAGCCAGGGGCGAGGCCAGGGAGAGCUCUGCGAGGACACGUGCUGGCUGCUGCGGGAGCGUGAAUGAAUACAGAGGGAGGAGCAGCAGCCCUGCCCCCCACGGAGCCCUCGGCUUCUACAGAGCUUCAAAAAGCAGAUGACAGCGCUUCUGCCGCCAGUAGUAUGGAGGUGACAGACCGCAUCGCCUCCCUGGAGCAGAAAGUCCAGAUGCAGGAAGACGACAUCCAGCUGCUCAAGUCGGCUCUGGCCGAUGUGGUUCGGCGUCUGAACAUCACCGAGGAGCAGCAGGCUGUGCUCAACAGGAAAGGACCUACCAAAGCAAGACCACUGGUGCAGACCUUGCCUUUAAGAACCACCGUCAGCAACGGCUCUGUGGUACCAAAGAAAGCCAGUGGCUCCCUGCCAGCCCCCUCGGGGGCCAGGAAAGAAACCGCUGUACCUGCCACAGCCAAAAGAUUAAACAGGUCUGUGAGUCUUCUCAGUGCAUGCAAACUGAACAGUUCCACACCCAGUACCAUCAAGAGGACCAGCUCUUCCGAACGGGUAUCUCCUGGCGGUCGAAGGGAAAGCUAUGGGGAUUCCAAAGGAAACCGGAAUCGCACGGGAUCCACCAGCAGUUCUUCUAGUGGCAAAAAGAACAGUGAAAGCAAACCCAAGGAGCCGGUGUUCAGCGCAGAAGAAGGAUAUGUAAAAAUGUUUCUCCGUGGACGCCCUGUUACCAUGCACAUGCCCAAAGAUCAAGUGGAUUCUUACAGUUUGGAAGCAAAAGUAGAGCUACCAACGAAGAGACUUAAGCUGGAAUGGGUCUAUGGGUACCGGGGUCGAGACUGUCGUAACAACCUGUACUUGCUCCCAACGGGCGAGACUGUGUAUUUCAUCGCGUCCGUGGUCGUGCUGUACAACGUGGAGGAGCAGCUCCAGAGGCAUUACACGGGCCAUAACGAUGACGUGAAGUGCCUUGCAGUUCAUCCUGAUAGGAUCACGAUAGCCACAGGACAAGUUGCAGGCACAUCUAAGGAUGGAAAACAGUUGCCCCCAAACGUGCGCAUCUGGGAUUCCGUGACGCUGAACACGCUGCACGUCAUCGGAACCGGGUUUUUUGACCGAGCGGUCACCUGUAUCGCAUUCUCAAAAUCCAAUGGAGGAAGCAACCUCUGCGCCGUGGAUGACUCCAAUGACCAUGUGCUGUCCGCGUGGGACUGGCAGAAUGAAGAGAGACUGGCGGGUGUCAAGUGUUCUAAUGAAGCUGUAUUUGCUGCGGAUUUCCACCCCACGGACACGAAUAUAAUUGUUACCUGCGGAAAAUCCCAUCUCUACUUUUGGACACUAGAAGGAAGCUCCCUUAUUAAGAAGCAAGGAUUAUUCGAGAAGCAAGAAAAGCCAAAGUUUGUCCUCUGUGUGACUUUUUCUGAAAAUGGUGACACCAUCACCGGAGAUUCAAGUGGCAACAUCCUGGUAUGGGGAAAAGGUACGAAUCGAAUAAGCUGCGCAGUUCAAGGGGCCCACGAGGGUGGUAUUUUUGCACUAUGUAUGCUGAGGGACGGCACGCUGGUGUCGGGAGGAGGGAAGGACCGGAAGCUCAUUUCUUGGGAUGGAAACUACCAGAAACUUCAUAAAACCGAGAUUCCAGAACAGUUUGGUCCCAUACGGACAGUGGCUGAGGGGAAAGGCGAUGUGAUCUUGAUAGGCACGACCAGAAACUUUGUUCUACAGGGCACACUGUCCGGAGACUUCACACCCAUCACUCAGGGUCACACUGAUGAGCUCUGGGGACUGGCCAUCCAUGCCUCCAAACCUCAGUUCCUGACCUGCGGGCAUGACAGGCACGCCACCCUGUGGGACGCCGUUGGUCACCGGCCUGUCUGGGACAAGAUAAUAGAGGAUCCAGCCCAGUCCUCUGGUUUCCAUCCUUCAGGGUCUGUGGUUGCAGUCGGAACACUGACUGGGAGGUGGUUCGUGUUUGACACAGAAACGAAAGACUUGGUCACCGUCCACACGGAUGGAAAUGAACAGCUGUCUGUAAUGCGUUACUCACCAGAUGGGAAUUUCUUAGCAAUCGGCUCCCAUGACAACUGCAUCUACAUAUACGGAGUCAGUGACAACGGGAGGAAGUACGCACGGGUCGGCAAGUGCUCGGGUCAUUCCAGCUUCAUCACUCACCUAGACUGGUCUGUGAACUCACAGUUCCUCAUGUCGAAUUCCGGAGACUAUGAAAUCCUUUACUGGAUUCCCUCUGCUUGUAAGCAAGUCGUAAGUGUGGAAACUACGAGAGACAUCGAAUGGGCCACAUACACCUGCACUUUGGGAUUCCACGUCUUUGGAGUGUGGCCAGAAGGCUCGGACGGAACCGACAUCAAUGCCGCCUGUCGGGCCCACGAGAAAAAACUCCUGUCCACCGGGGACGACUUUGGCAAAGUGCACCUCUUCUCCUACCCCUGCUCACGGUUCAGGGCUCCCAGCCACGCGUACGGCGGGCACAGCAGCCACGUCACCAACGUCGAUUUCCUCUGUGACGACAGCCACCUCAUCUCCACUGGCGGCAAAGACACGAGCAUCAUGCAGUGGCGGGUCAUCUAGUCCCGGCAAGAAC